This is a messenger RNA of Lizanozyma spartinae, 1191 nucleotides long. RefSeq lists its product as uncharacterized. The transcript has 2 exons. The record is from RefSeq and is a predicted model, not a curated record. The coding region runs from base 1 to 1191 and encodes 396 amino acids. NCBI's taxonomy places the organism in Eukaryota, Fungi, Ascomycota, Pichiomycetes, Serinales, Debaryomycetaceae.
AUGUCUAUUAGUUUUAUUGGACACGUGACUGUGUAUCCAAUAGUCCAUGCUAUUGGACUUAUGAUCCGACUUUUAUUUCUUCCCUUGCUACCUCUCCGACUUGUUUUAUCUAAUCCCUGGGUCAUAGAGUUCAUUACUUAUACGGCAGAUUUCCUAGGAGUUGCCACCAUACUAGGAGUUGGGUUGGGGUACUCACAUUAUCGAAUGAUUCUGAUCAUUAACUAUUUGAUUGAGAUCACCGAAGAACCUAAGCAAAAGUUCCCUUCUCAGCAGAUCAAAGUUCAUCCUCCAAAACUUCAAAUAGACACCACCAAGACCAAAAAUAAUGAUAGUAACGUGCCCCCUGUGAACGAACAAUUUCUCAGUCCAACACCCGCUGGUGGGUCAGGAGUUGCAGUGAAGUCGGGGAAAACUGCCGGUGCAAGCAGCAUGAAGGCUACUGUUAAACAGCAACCCUCCACUAAUAUAACAGCUGCAACGCCUUCAGCAACAGCACAACAAUCUACAUCAGUGUCAGAUGGACUGGAAUCAACUACUACUAGAAAGAAGCAUUAUGUUUCUUCUUCGCCUACAGCACUACAUCAUCAUCUGCAUUCGUUUCAUAAUCCAGUUGUUAUGUCCCCUUCAUCGCCUCCUCCACCGGCUUCGGAUGAAGAACUUAUCAAUCGAAUAAGUGGAAUCAAAGCACCACAUUUCAAUCCGAAUGCUGUUGUCAGUCCUGAAAUAAGCUCCCACGAUUACGAAAUAGAGCCCUUAGAGCAAUUGGUUGAGGAGAAUGAACCCGGGGAGACAGAAAUAAAUACCACCGCAUCAUUCAAGGAGACAGACGAAUCAGAAAUACUGCCCACUGGUAGAAGAAGUAGUGUUGGAAAUUUAGAAAGCAUUCACGAAGAGGAAGAAGGAGAAGAUGACCAUAAUAAGAAUAGCCUAUUGCUAUCAGAGUUGGAAGGGAUUUCUCCCAGAACAAGUACAAGAAGACGUCACAGUUCGCUGUUUGAGGAUAGCAUUGGGGAGUUGGUGAUUAAUGACUUGGGACAGGAUAGUGUAAGUAAUAGUGGGGCUAGUGGUAGUGAAGUUUCGGAUGAAAUCUUCAGUCUUAACAGACACCACACCACGGUUAAUACGGAACAGAUGCCAUCCGAAGCACAUUUGAGCAAGGAUCUCCAGAAGUAUAAAGAUCAAAUUAGCUAA